This is a messenger RNA of Neofelis nebulosa (Clouded leopard), 1134 nucleotides long. It is a transcript of the gene HUS1, whose product is annotated as HUS1 checkpoint clamp component. Gene Ontology annotation, cellular component: checkpoint clamp complex; nucleolus; site of double-strand break. The transcript has 8 exons. Lineage: Eukaryota; Metazoa; Chordata; Mammalia; Carnivora; Felidae. The record is from RefSeq and is a predicted model, not a curated record. Bases 193 to 1044 code for a protein of 283 amino acids. Gene Ontology annotation, biological process: mitotic intra-S DNA damage checkpoint signaling; telomere maintenance; mitotic DNA replication checkpoint signaling.
ACAGGCAGGCAUGAGAGCAGGUGCCAAGGAUUGUUUACAGAACUUGAUUUCCAUCCCGGAGUUUUUAUCUUAAACCUGCUGCUGUCCCGGAUGGACAGUGUGUCCAGCACAGACAUCCCUUCUGAUCGGGCUGCACUGGCCCUUGGCCCUGCGCUGCAGGCCUGGGGGGCCCAUUGCAGGCUGAGCGAGUGAAUGCCUCACUGGGCUCCAGUUAACCUCCCCGCAGCCUUCCUUCUUCAUUCCAUCACUCCUGGCGUCAGCAACAUGAUCGCCAAGCUCGCCAAAACCUGUACCCUCCGCAUCAGCCCGGAUAAGCUGAACUUCAUCCUCUCCGACAAAGUGGCCAACGGAGGCGUGAGCAUGUGGUGUGAGCUGGAACAGGAGAACUUCUUCAGUGAAUUUCAGAUGGAAGGUGUCUCCGCUGAAAACAACGAGAUUUAUUUAGAGCUGACAUCGGAAAAUUUAUCUCGAGCUUUGAAAACUGCCCAGAAUGCCAGAGCCUUGAAGAUCAAGCUGACUAAUAAACACUUCCCUUGCCUCACAGUCUCCAUAGAGCUGUUAUCAGUGUCGAACAGUAGCCGCAUUGUGACACAUGACAUCCCCGUUAGGGUCAUUCCUAGAAAAUUGUGGAAGGAUCUGCGAGAGCCUACAGUCCCAGACGCCGACGUUAGCAUCUAUUUGCCAGUCUUGAAGACCAUGAAGAGCAUCGUGGAAAAAAUGAAAAACAUCAGCAAUCACCUUAUCAUUGAAGCAAACCUAAAUGGAGAAUUGAACUUGAAAAUAGAAACGGAGCUAGUGUGCGUUACAACCCACUUUAAGGAUCUCGGGAACCCUCCGUCAGCCUCUGAAGAUGCCUCUCGGGAUAGAAACCCGGAGCAGAUGGCCGAGGUGCGUAUCGAUAUCCGGAGGCUUCUGCAGUUCCUCGCCGGACAGCAAGUGAACCCGACAAAGGCCGUGUGCAACAUCGUGAGCAACAAGAUCGUCCAUUUUGAUUUGCUCCACGAGGACGUCUCCCUGCAGUACUUCAUCCCGGCCUUCUCGUAGGCUGCGUCCGGCCCCCUCUUCCCUCGGUUCCGUGCUGGUGGGAACUGGAGCUUGCAGAGCACAGUUGGAUAAACACACUACUUCGUGUUG